AUACAUGUACAUAUACAUUAAUUAAAACCCUCACUUUCCAUUAUUAUCAAUCUCUUCACUUCUAUCACCAAAUCCUUACAAAGAUGGCCGUGGAUACAUUGUUCUCCCUCGUGAUGUUCAUUUCCACAAUGGUCCUCAACAAAGACAAAAAUACCCUCAUCACGGCCACAUGCAGCAAAACCCCCAAUUACCCUCUGUGCGUCGCCACCCUGCAAUCCGACCCCCGGAGCUCCGCCGCCGGCGCCGACAUCGAGACUCUCGGCCUGGUCAUGGUGAGCGCCGUCAAGGCGCGAGCCACCGAGGUCACGCAGGCCAUACCACCGCUCAAGGUGGCGAAACCGGAGUGGGGCCAGCCCCUCAGCCAGUGCUACUUUUACUACGACGCCGUUUUGCGCGCCGACGUGCCCGAGGCGGAGAUGGCCCUGAAGAGAGGCGUCCCGAAGUUCGCGGAGGCGGGGAUGGCGGACGCGGCGGUGGAGGCGGCGAGCUGCGACGCCGCGUUUAAGGAUAAUGGAAUUACGGAAUCGCCCUUGAAGGAUUUUAACAAGAACGUGGUUGAACUCUCCGGUGUGGCCACGUCAAUCAUCAAGAUGUUGUUAUGAUCUUAAUUAGUUGUGUGAGAUUUGAACUUUUUUACUCUGAUUUUUAUCGUUGCUAUACUAUUAUUCUCUCUU
This is a messenger RNA of Ipomoea nil (Japanese morning glory), 674 nucleotides long. Its product is annotated as cell wall / vacuolar inhibitor of fructosidase 1-like. Gene Ontology annotation, biological process: negative regulation of catalytic activity. The record is from RefSeq and is a predicted model, not a curated record. The coding region runs from base 84 to 602 and encodes 172 amino acids. Lineage: Eukaryota; Viridiplantae; Streptophyta; Magnoliopsida; Solanales; Convolvulaceae. The transcript has a single exon. Gene Ontology annotation, molecular function: enzyme inhibitor activity.